AGGGUGCCUCGGGACUGUCCAUCAUUUUUAAAGGGUGCCUCGGGACUGUCCAUCAUUUUAAAGGGUGCCUUGGGACUGUCCAUCGUUUUAAAGGGUGCCUCGGGACUGUCCAUCAUUUUAAAGGGUGCCUUGGGACUGUCCAUCGUUUUAAAGGGUGCCUCGGGACUCUCCAUAAUUUUAAAGGGUGCCUUGGGACUGUCCAUCAUUUUAAAGGGUGCCUCGGGACUGUCCAUCAUUUUAAAGGGUGCCUUGGGACUGUCCAUCAUUUUAAAGGGUGCCUUGGGACUGUCCAUCAUUUUUAAGGGUGCCUUGGGACUGUCCAUCAUUUUAAAGGGUGCCUCGGGACUGUCCAUCAUUUUAAAGGGUGCCUUGGGACUGUCCAUCAUUUUAAAGGGUGCCUCAGGACUGUCCAUCAUUUUAAAGGGUGCCUUG
This is a messenger RNA of Staurois parvus, 432 nucleotides long. NCBI's taxonomy places the organism in Eukaryota, Metazoa, Chordata, Amphibia, Anura, Ranidae. The record is from the annotation of a GenBank genome assembly.